Coregonus clupeaformis (lake whitefish) is the source of this 5365-nucleotide messenger RNA. It is a transcript of the gene nsd2, whose product is annotated as nuclear receptor binding SET domain protein 2. Lineage: Eukaryota; Metazoa; Chordata; Actinopteri; Salmoniformes; Salmonidae. The record is from RefSeq and is a predicted model, not a curated record. Gene Ontology annotation, molecular function: protein binding; histone H3K36 methyltransferase activity. Gene Ontology annotation, biological process: regulation of DNA-templated transcription. Gene Ontology annotation, cellular component: nucleus; chromatin.
GCGCUGAUUGGGAGAAGAGUUUCCCGCAAGCUUUGAUUCAAGUUGAAUGAAAUCGGCGUUUUCAAGAUGAUUCAAACAUACUAUUUUCAAAUUUGAUAACUAUUCGAGAAAUUCAACAGCUGGGUGAGGCUGGAGUUGGAUGGGAUGGACAGUAAGGGACGGUCUGGGAUGGACAGUACUAGUAAGGGGAGGUCUCUGCCCUCGAUGCCAGAGGCCCUGAACCCAGUCAGCAUGAAGCAGCCGUCUGAGCCCCUGGGGGGGAGGAAGGGUCGGGGUGGGGGGGACCUGGGGGCAGACCCGGCCCUGCUGAUGGACAAGGCAGCUGCCCAGCUGGCCGUGACGCUCCAGGACAGUGUUCUAAACAAGAUGGCCUCCCAUGUUCAUAGCCAUGAGAGGCUGAAGGACCUGACGUCCCGCAUGCUGAACGGAGACCAGGACAAGCUGACCAAGCUGUGCCCCCCCGAGCCCCCCAUCCUGAAGGGUGCUGAGGCCCCCUCCUCCCACCCCAGCCCCCAGAGGAAGGCCACCUCCCCUGAAAUUAAACUGAAGAUCACCAAGAUGGUGGCCAAGGGGAAGCCGGCGCGCUUCGAGACAUUCUGUGGAGAGGGGCCCAACCUGCCUACUGAGGGCCUCCUGGCUCCAGCCAGCAGGAAGAGAAGACUCAUCAAACCCAAACCUGCCUCUAACCCUGUUCCUGUUCCUGUUCCUGUGGAGGUGGUGUCAUCUGCCAGUCUGCCAGAGGAGGGCACUGCUGCACCACAACAGGUGGGGAUCCAGCAGGCCCGUCCUCAGGAGGAGCUCCCGGUCCAUGCAGUGUUCUCUGUGGGUGAUGUGGUGUGGACCAAGGUGUCAGGAUACCCCUGGUGGCCCUGCAUGGUCUCUACCGACCCAGAACUCAACACACACCUCAAACACAAAGCAAUUAACAGCCAUACGUCUGGCAUCCUGUACCACGUUCAGUAUUUUGGGAACACCCCGGAGAGGGGCUACAUCUUUGAGAAGAACAUGGUGUCAUUCAGGGGGGAGGAGCAAUAUGUUGAGCUCUGCCAUGGCAACAAACAACCAUCCUCCCGGGUCGUCCACAGAAAGAGUACCACUUCUUCCGUGCCCAGGAAGCUCCAUGCCCAGUGGGUGGUGGGCAUCACUCAGGCCAAGGAAGCUGCCAGCCUGGCCCUGGAUGAACGCCUGGCCAAGUACACCUUUACCUACGAUACUGACGGACCACACCUCAACCCCCGCCUGCUGGCUGAGCCUGGCCCAAACCCCAACCCUGCUGGCCCAGACCCCAACCCUGCUAGGCUGGCCCAGACCCCAACCCUGCUGAGGCUGGCCCAGACCCCAACCCUGCUGAGGCUGGCCCAGACCCCAACCCUGCUGAGGCUGGCCCAGACCCCAACCCUGCUGAGGCUGGCCCAGACCCCAACCCUGCUGAGGCUGGCCCAGACCCCAACCCUGCUGAGGCUGGCCCAGACCCCAACCCUGCUGAGGCUGGCCCAGACCCCCAACCCUGCUGAGGCUGGCCCAGACCCCAACCCUGCUGAGGCUGGCCCAGACCCCAACCCUGCUGAGGCUGGCCCAGACCCCAACCCUGCUGAGGCUGGCCCAGAUCCCAACCCUGCUGAGGCUGGCCCAGAUCCCAACCCUGCUGAGGCUGGCCCAGACCCCAACCCUGCUGAGGCUGGCCCAGACCCCAACCCUGCUGAGGCUGGCCCAGACCCCAACCCUGCUGAGGCUGGCCCAGACCCCAACCCUGCUGAGGCUGGCCCAGACCCCAACCCUGCUGAGGCUGGCCCAGACCCCAACCCUGCUGAGGCUGGCCCAGACCCCAACCCUGCUGAGGCUGGCCCAGACCCCAACCCUGCUGAGGCUGGCCCAGACCCCAACCCUGCUGAGGCUGGCCCAGACCCCAACCCUGGACUAGAGCAGACACAGGCCCAAGCACCGGACCAUGAGCAGGAACCAUCCAGGCUGACCCUCCUGCCUCCCAGCCCAGCCAGACCCCCAGUCCAGCCCACCCCCACAGACCGCAGCACUUCACUGGGGAAGAAGAAGAGCAGCAGCCCCAGAACUACAGACGGAACCGAGAAAGGAGGGAAACGGAAGCAGACCACUUCAACGACUAAGAAGACUAACGUCCUGGUCUCCCAUAAAGGACAAACACAGGAUAUCGUCUCCCCCAGCUCAGAGACUGAACUACUUGAACCUCACAAGCAGAAACAGAAGAAGUCCAAACUGAAACCUCAACUACCUGCCAAGACGGGGAGGAAGAGGUGCAAAGGGGUUGCCUUGACUACCAACAUCCAUGCACCUAUAGCUAAGAAUGGUUCCAAAACCAAGACCUGUCCCAUUAAAGAAGAGCUAAAGGCAGAACCUAAAGGGAAGAAGAGUCCUCAGAAGCAGCCGCUUAAGCAAGCUCCAGAGGAGACCGACGAGGACCAGCAACCCAAGAAGAAACGCAAAGUUGGUGACAAACAGAAGGCUGUAGCAGCAGACUCCUCCGCCCCCACGAAGAAGAGAAACAGAAAGAAAACGGAGACACAAGUCAAAGGAUCCACUAGUUCUAAAUCACCAGAGAAAGAACCAGAGAAGACCAAGCCAAUCAGGAAGAGGAGGCAGGACUCAGCCAGCCAAUCAGCAGCCUCCCAGACCAGCAAGAGGAAGCGAGCAGCAGCCAGUCCUGAGCCAGAGUGCUCUGGCAGUGAGGAGCGUCCAGAGUCCCCCAGUGACAGCAUAGACCAGACCAACGGGACCAAGAAGACCAACGGUGGAGGCCCCAAGAAGGAAUCUGUCUGUCAGGUGUGUGAGCAGGCUGGAGAGGACGUGGUGCCAUGUGAGGGUCAGUGCUGUGGGUCCUUCCACCUCUCCUGUCUAGGACGCACCCUGAAACCACAGGACAAGCUGCUCUGUCCAGAAUGCACCUCAGGGGUGCACCAGUGUUUCAGCUGUAAGCUAUCAGAUGGGGAGGUGCAUCGUUGUAAUGUGCAGCACUGUGGGAAGUUCUACCAUGAAGCCUGCGUCCGCCCCAACGCCCUCACGGUGUUCGACAACAAGGGCUUCCGCUGCCCCCUCCACACCUGUCUCAGCUGCCACUCUAAACCCAAGGCUGCCAAGGGGAAGAUGAUGCGUUGCCUGCGCUGCCCGGUGGCGUACCAUACAGGAGAGGUGUGUGUUGCGGCUGGCAGUGAGAUGGUGACCCCCACCACCACCAUCUGCACCAACCACUUCUCCCCCAAGAAGGGCUACAGUCACCACUCACAUGUCAACGUCAGCUGGUGCUUCGUCUGCUCCAAAGGUGGCCAGCUCCUGUGCUGUGAGUCGUGUCCAGCAGCGUUCCAUCCAGACUGUCUGAACAUCGCCAUGCCGGAUGGCAGCUGGUUCUGCAAUGACUGCCGGGCCGGAAAGAAACCCAAAUACAGAGACAUCAUCUGGGUCAAACUGGGCAACUACAGGUGGUGGCCUGCAGAGAUCCAGCAUCCUCGGAACAUCCCCACCAACAUCCAGCACCUUCGCCACGAGAUCGGAGAGUUCCCCGUCUUCUUCUUCGGUUCUAAGGACUACUUCUGGACGCACCAGGGCCGAGUGUUCCCCUACAUGGAGGGAGACCGGGGCAGCAGGUUCCAGAAGACUGGGAUAGGGAAGGUCUUCAGGAACGCGCUUUUGGAGGCGGAGACUCGCUUCAAGGAGAUCAAGAUGGAACGGGAGGCCAAGGAGGCGCUGGAGAACAACAGGAAACCCCCUCCAUACAAAUACAUCAAGAUCAACAAGCCAUGUGGCCGGGUGCAUGUCUAUACAGCCGACGUGUCGGAGAUCCCCAAGUGUAACUGUAAGCCCACGGACGAGAAGCCAUGUGGGUUUGAGUCAGAAUGCCUGAACAGGAUGUUGAUGUACGAGUGCCACCCUCAGGUCUGUCCCAACGCAGAGCGAUGCUGCAACCAGGAAUUCACCAAGAGACACUACCCAGAGACUAAGAUCAUCAAGACUGCUGGCAAGGGCUGGGGCCUGGUGGCUCUACGGGAUAUUAAGAAGGGGGAGUUUGUGAAUGAGUACAUCGGAGAGCUGAUCGAUGAAGAGGAAUGUCGCACCAGGAUCAAGGACUACCAGGAGAAUGACAUCACUCACUUCUACAUGCUUACCAUCGACAAGGAUCGGAUCAUAGACGCCGGCCCUAAAGGGAAUUACUCCCGCUUCAUGAACCACAGCUGCCAGCCCAACUGUGAGACGCAGAAAUGGACGGUGAACGGAGAUACCAGGGUUGGGCUGUUCGCGGUCUGUGACAUCCCUGCUGGUACAGAGCUGACCUUCAACUACAACCUGGAUUGCCUUGGUAAUGAGAAGACUGUGUGUCGCUGUGGGGCUCCCAACUGUAGUGGUUUCCUUGGAGACCGGCCCAAGACCUCUGGUGGCCAGGCCGUGGAGCCCAAGGGGAAGAAACCCAAGAAGAAGGUGAAGAAGCGCCGGGUGCGUAAUGAGGGGAAGGAGUCUGAGGACGAGUGUUUCCGCUGCAGAGAUGGAGGGCAGCUGGUUCUGUGUGACAAGAAGAGCUGCACCAAGGCCUACCACCUCUCCUGCCUGGACCGCACCAAGAGGCCCUUCGGGCGCUGGGAUUGCCCGUGGCACCACUGUGAUGUGUGUGGGAAGCCGUCGGAGGUGUUCUGCCAGCUGUGCCCCAACUCCUUCUGCAAGAACCACCAGGAGGGGGCGCUGCGGCUCUGGCCCCACACUGGACAACUCUGCUGCCAGGAGCACGAUGACCCCUGACCCGGAGCGGACUGAGAGUUCAGGUCUACAGUCUGGGAGGUGCUGACCUGCAGCAGAACAGGACCCAACUCCAUAAUAAUGUUUUCAAUAUGACAGACAGAAAGCACUGUAUGUAUGAUGUCUCUCCUCAUCAGGGUUCUGCUCUACAGCUCAUUCAACCAAUCAGGUCCUUUUACACUCAGCCAGCCAGCCAAUCGGGUCCUUCCACUCAGCUUGUACCUGUUGUUUGUCUGUAACUUGUCUGCAGUGAGAGAACACCUGGUAGAGAAGCACAGACGACAGGUACAGCAUUAGUCUCUUCACUCCUUCUCUCCCCAGUAGAGGUUUAUAUGUUAUGUGUGUGUAUAUAUAUAUGUGUAUGUGUGUAUAUGAAAGACCAAAAUUAUAAUAAUACUGGAAUCUUGUUAGUACUAGGUUGGCAGGUUGGAUCUGUUUUUAUCUGAAGUAAUAUCGUUAAACACGACACUAUGGAUAGGUCUUGACUUGCGUUUACUAUAGACAAGUACUGAAUAUUUUUUAAACUAAUUGUUUUCAUUUGAGUAAUGCUAGUACAGAAAUGUGAUAUCCACCUGUUCAGAGUGUUAUUAAAGCACAGAGCUGAAACCUU